AAUAGAUCCAACUGUCAACACAUCGCUAAGUUAGUGACACCUGUCGUUUUAAUAAACUCUCUCACUCUUUCCGGCGCUUCUCUCUCCGCCGUGACAACAAAAAUGGCUGUUUCUCUCUCCGCCGCAUCUCACUUACUCUGUUCAUCCACCAGAGUCUCUCUUUCUCCCGCCGUCGCCUCCUCCUCAGCUCCACUUCUCGUUGCGGUUUCUUCCUCUACAUCAUCAUCAUCAUCAUCGCCACAUUCUCUCUCUUCUCUUCGAAGCGUCGCAUCUUCCUCUCUGUUUCCUCAUCUCUCCCUCGUUCAGAAAAGGAAUCCGAUUUAUGGGAAGAGGAGCAAGGGGAUGGUUUCACCAAAAUGUGCCGCUGCUUCUGAUGCAGCUCAAUUGAAAAGUGCUAAAGAAGACAUCAAAGUGCUUCUCCGGACUAAGUUUUGCCAUCCCAUUUUGGUUAGAUUGGGGUGGCACGAUGCUGGUACAUAUAGCAAGAACAUUGAGGAGUGGCCACAGAGAGGUGGAGCUAAUGGAAGUCUUAGAUUUGAGCCUGAGCUUAAACAUGCUGCUAAUGCUGGUCUCAUUAGUGCUUUAAAGCUCAUUCAACCUAUCAAAGACAAGUAUCCUAACAUCUCUUACGCCGAUUUAUUUCAAUUAGCUAGUGCCACUGCAGUAGAGGAAGCUGGUGGUCCUGAAAUCCCGAUGAAAUAUGGGAGAGUUGAUGUCGUAGCACCCGAGCAGUGUCCAGAAGAAGGAAGACUCCCUGAUGCUGGACCUCCUUCACCAGCUGAUCAUUUGAGAGAUGUAUUCUACAGAAUGGGACUAAAUGACAAGGAAAUAGUUGCCCUGUCUGGUGCACAUACUUUAGGACGAGCCAGACCAGACCGUAGCGGUUGGGGAAAACCUGAGACAAAGUACACGAAAACUGGACCUGGAGAAGCAGGAGGACAGUCAUGGACAGUGAAAUGGCUUAAGUUCGACAACUCUUACUUCAAGGAUAUCAAAGAAAAGAGGGACGAAGAUCUUUUGGUGUUACCCACUGAUGCUGCACUGUUUGAAGAUCCGUCUUUCAAGAACUAUGCAGAGAAGUAUGCUGAAGACCCGGCUGCCUUUUUCAAGGAUUACGCUGAAGCUCAUGCCAAGCUCAGCAAUAAUGGGGCGAAAUUUGACCCUCCCGAGGGCAUCAUCAUUGACAACGCUCCAGAGAAGUUUGUAGCUGCUAAGUAUUCCACUGGAAAGAAGGAGCUUUCCGAUUCGAUGAAGAAGAAGAUAAGAGCAGAGUAUGAAGCAAUAGGAGGAAGCCCAAAUAAGCCAUUACCCACUAAUUACUUCCUCAACAUCAUAAUUGCCAUUGGCGUUUUGGUCAUUUUGUCCACUCUCUUUGGUGGUGGAAACAACAACUCCGAUUUCUCUGGUUUCUAACUGGGGAAAAAAUUAUACUUUUUGGUUUCUCUUACCUGUAUAAAUACUUACUUGGUGUUUACAUAUUCUUUGCAAACGAACACAUCACUGGUAUAAUUUGCUUGGAUAAAGUCACAGCCAGACAUAUUGAGAUAACGAAGCUCUGUUUUUCCCCCUA
Molecule: messenger RNA, 1570 nt
Organism: Camelina sativa (false flax)
Lineage: Eukaryota; Viridiplantae; Streptophyta; Magnoliopsida; Brassicales; Brassicaceae
Product: L-ascorbate peroxidase T, chloroplastic
Biological process (GO): response to reactive oxygen species; hydrogen peroxide catabolic process; cellular response to oxidative stress
Molecular function (GO): peroxidase activity; heme binding
Source: RefSeq, a predicted model, not a curated record